Messenger RNA from Cylas formicarius (sweet potato weevil), 1686 nucleotides. RefSeq names its product activating transcription factor of chaperone (gene crc). Gene Ontology annotation, biological process: regulation of transcription by RNA polymerase II. The record is from RefSeq and is a predicted model, not a curated record. NCBI's taxonomy places the organism in Eukaryota, Metazoa, Arthropoda, Insecta, Coleoptera, Brentidae. The transcript is spliced from 3 exons. Gene Ontology annotation, molecular function: RNA polymerase II transcription regulatory region sequence-specific DNA binding; DNA-binding transcription activator activity, RNA polymerase II-specific. Bases 265 to 1299 code for a protein of 344 amino acids. Gene Ontology annotation, cellular component: nucleus.
UUUUUGAAACGACGCCAUUUAUCCUUCAUUCCGGUUUCACUCAUGGAUUUGUAAAGUAUUAUUUAAUUUUGCUUAAGUGUAACCCACGCGGGCGCAAUGGAUUUCUAGUUGCAAUGUGUUUUGCACACGCAAGUGUGCCAGAAAAUAUAAUCGCAAUGCCGGCCACCAUGGCGCCCCUUUUGCUGGUUGUAGUCCCUUCCACGUUAUCAGAAAACUUAAACAACAAUUCCUCCAUAUUUGUUCCUUGCAACACCGACAUCAUCAAUGGAGUCCGUGUUGCUGUGGAAAGAGGAGCCUGUUUCGCCCCUCAGCAUUGAGGAGGCUUCGCUGCUUGACGACAGUUUUUAUCAAACAUCUCUAGAGGAUGUAAAACCUGAAGACAACCUUCUCAUAUGGGAGUCCAAGGCGGAAGUUGCCUCUCACAUUCUGGAAAAUCUGGAAAAUCUUAUGGACCUAGAUGAUCUCAUCAAAGAAGAACCUUUCCUUCUCGAUGAGAAGAUGUUGCCGCUGCUAGAUGAGGUGGAACCACCGCGGGGCGCGGUCGCCGUACCCGUCCCGAUCAAAUCGGAUUACUCGAAACCGUUAACAGCGACGCCGUAUCUGAUGAACGAUUUGGGGUCGGUAUACGUCGAGCUGAGCGGCAACGCGUUGACUCCGCCCCAGAGCCCGCCGUGCGACAAUCCAUUGCUGACCACCCUCGAACCCAUUUUGGCUCGGCCAAUCUGCGCUCACGCGGAAUUGUCCAAGCCAGCCAUAUAUUCCGUACCUGAGAAGCAACUAGCGCCCGAAACGCUCCCCUACCCUCUCAUGAGCAUUCCCAUCGAAUAUGCUCAACCCCAGCAGCAAGACAUAGCCCGCGAACUCGCCGUCGUCGACGAGCUAAUCCGCACCCGCGUGGAGGACAUGCAAUGGAGCAGCGGACCGUCAUCACCAGACAGCAGCAGCAACAGCAACUUCGACGACUCGUCGUCGUCGGAAGAUCCCGAAUGGGUGCCGGAACUCGGGGAGGCCGCCACGGCCUCGGCCCAGAUGACGAAGUUGCCGAGGAAGCGGUCCAAACCGUAUUCUCCGGCCGCGUCCGACGACAAGAAGUCUCGCAAGAAGGAACAGAAUAAGAACGCGGCUACCCGUUACAGAUUGAAGAAGAAGGCGGAGGUCGAGGAGAUCCUGCACGAGGAGAAGCAACUUUUGGGGACCAACACCGAGCUCAACGCUCAGAUUAGCGAUCUGCAGAGGGAAAUUAAGUACCUUAAAGGGUUGAUGCGCGAUCUCUUGAAAGCCAAGGGCGUUAUUAAUUAGAAGUGAGAGGUUCUUGCAUUCGUUACGUAAUUUUUUUUAGAUUAAAAUUUGCGCCGGAAAAUUCGUUAGUAAAAAAAGCGCGGUGCAAUAUAACCCGGUAGGUGUUUGAUAAAAAAAAAAGUUCGCAGGAAAAGUUGUUUGAGGUUCUAUCGGGAGUCGAAUAUCGGACCCCAAGGUCCGCAGUGCCUUGGGAGGCGAUAGCGCUCCCUUUUUUUUGUUUCUAAUUUAGAUUUCGUUGUUAGAGCUUUUAUUUUACGCAUUUUAUUAACAUAUACUUGUAGGUCUAUCAUUUUACUAAUAAAAACAUUAUCGUCAUAGGUGGGAUUUACGUUUUUAUCUUUGUAUAUUAAAAUAAAUAAAGAAUAAGGGAUUUGUUCACAAUAUCAG